Molecule: messenger RNA, 411 nt
Organism: Trichosporon asahii var. asahii CBS 2479
Lineage: Eukaryota; Fungi; Basidiomycota; Tremellomycetes; Trichosporonales; Trichosporonaceae
Product: phosphatidate cytidylyltransferase
Exons: 1
Coding region: 1-411 (136 amino acids)
Cellular component (GO): endoplasmic reticulum membrane
Molecular function (GO): phosphatidate cytidylyltransferase activity
Source: RefSeq, a predicted model, not a curated record
AUGAUUGUGCUCGUGUUGAUCUGUCAGGCGCUCGUCUACAAGGAGGUCACUGCUCUCUUUGACCUUCGUGACCACGGUAUCACUCCCGAGGGCGGCAACGUCAAGGACCCCUGGAGCAAGACGCUCAACUGGUACGUCACGACUCGUUCUCCACUAACUCGUAGGUAUUUCUUCGUUGUCACCAACUACUUUCUCUAUGGCGAGUCGAUCAUCUACUACUUUAAGCACAUUGUGUUUGUCGAUGCCUACUUUAUUCCCUUUGCCAAGAACCACCGCUUCAUCAGCUUUAUGCUGUAUGUGCUCGGUUUCGUCGGCUUCGUGGCCAACCUCAAGCGCCAGUAUCUCCGCCAGCAGUUUGCUCUCUUCUGCUGGGUCCACAUCACCCUCCUUCUCGUCGUGGUCUCCAGGUAA